AUGUAUAGUGAUAUUGAGGGAGGGGAAGUGAAGAAACACGUAAACUAAUAGGGUCCGUGUAUGCAACUAAAGAACACGAUUCUUCUUCUUCUUCUUCUUCUUCUUCCAUUCACCAUCGUUUUUCUUCGAUUCGCAAAUCGCUUCUGUUCCGAUCGAGCCUCUCUUCGUCUCUGCAAAUGAAGAAGGAAGCUUCAUCGAUUUUAUUGAGCUCGGAAGGGCUCGAAGACGUCGAUGAGUUCGUCGGGGCGAGCGAAGUCGGUUCAUCCGUGACGUUUGAACGGUUUUGUCAUGUUUCCGAUCUCAUGCAGAUUGGGAACCUAGCUUUCCGAGAAAAUCGCUUCGAAGAGGCUAUCAAUUGUUACUCAAGAGCUAACACUGUUAAACCAGGUGAUCCCAUCAUUCUUAGCAACCGAUGUGCUGCUUAUCUCAGGAUUUGCCAAUUUCUGAAACACAGACCUCCAUCAGCUUCUGAACAUAAACCACUGACUGGACUGGAUCCUACAAUACAUGCUGAACUUGCAUUGAAGGAUGCUGAGAAGGUUAUAAAAUUCCGAAAUGGCUCAGUAAAGUCAUACAUUUUGAAGGCCAAUGCACUCAUUUUGUUAGAAAAAUAUGAGCUGGCUCGGGAUGUCAUUCUUUUAGGUCUUCAGAUUGAUCCUUCAAGCAAUCCUCUUAAGGCUUUGGAGAGAACAACUGCCAGCAUGAUUGGCAAGAGAGACCAUGGGAAACCUGAGCGUACUGAUGACUUUGAUUGCACUCUUUGCCUGAAGUUAUUAUAUGAACCUAUUACAACUCCUUGUGGACAUUCCUUUUGCCGCUCAUGCCUGUUUCAAUCAAUGGACCAAAGUAACAGAUGUCCAUUGUGCCGAACAGUUCUGUUUAUUAGUCCCAGAACAUGUGCAAUUAGUGUCACACUGAACAACAUAAUACAGAAGAACUUCCCUGAGGAGUACGCUGAAAGGAAGGAUGAUAAUGAUAGUUUGACAAACUUUGGUGGUGAUUUGAUGCCUCUUUUUGUCAUGGAUGUGGUCCUACCAUGCCAGAAGUUUCACCUUAACAUAUUUGAACCCCGCUAUAGACUUAUGGUUAGGAGAAUAAUGGAAGGAAAUCGCCGUAUGGGAAUGGUUAUCACUGACACUUCGACAGGUUCAAUAGCUGAUUUUGCUUGUGAAGUGGAGAUUACUGAGUGUGAGCCACUCCCAGAUGGACGCUUCUUUCUGGAGCUUGAAAGCCACAGGAGAUUCCGCAUCCUUCGGAAUUGGGACCAAGAUGGGUAUCGCGUGGCUGAAAUUGAAUGGGUAAAGGAUAUAUAUCCAUCAGAAGGAACAAGAGAGAGAACAGAUUUACAGGAAAUGACAAAUAAUGCAGCUGGAUUUGCUCAGUCAUGGAUGAGGACGGCACGGGAUGCAGCACAGCAACGACAAGAUAGAAGUAGACUUGUGGAACUCGAUAAAGUGGAAUCGAUGAUGCCCACGACAGGGGAUCCUGAACGCUACAGUUUUUGGCUUGCUACUUUAACAAACCGGAGGCCAUCAGAAAGAUUGGAACUCCUUAGUUUAAGAGAUACAAAUGAGAGGAUAAGACGGGCACUCGUCUUCAUGAGAGCAGAAGAACAAGGCUGUAGACUGCAAUGAUCAAAAUCUGUAAUAUAUUUCACUACUUCAAUUUUCUUUACAUGCUAUUCAAUAUUCUUUGAUCCACAUUUUUUUUUAUUGUAAAAAUUUAUUGAACCCAAAUUGAGUCAAUAUAUAUUGACCACAUUUUUCAUUUGCUUUC
Camellia sinensis is the source of this 1776-nucleotide messenger RNA. RefSeq names its product zinc finger (C3HC4-type RING finger) family protein. Gene Ontology annotation, molecular function: ubiquitin protein ligase activity; protein binding. NCBI's taxonomy places the organism in Eukaryota, Viridiplantae, Streptophyta, Magnoliopsida, Ericales, Theaceae. The record is from RefSeq and is a predicted model, not a curated record.